GUAAAGUGAAAGAGGAGGAUCCUAUAUGGAAGAGAAGACCUUUUCGGACAUUGUGGAUGACAGACCUCCCCGAGCUCAGAGCCUCUCUCCAUCCCAGUCAGUCUACACUGAGAUGGCUCUCAUCAGCAACGCCCUGGCAGCCUACACCUUCAUAGCAGAUCACCCGGAGCACACGGCGCUGUACUUCGUGUGCGGCGUGUGUCUGGGGCUGGUCCUCACGCUGUGCGCGCUGGUGGUGCAGAUCUCCUGCCGCACGGACUGCAGGAAGCGCCGUCCCGAGGGUGGGGCGCGGCCGGCGGACAGCGCCAGCGACAGCAGCGACAGCGACGACUCGGACUGGGACGCCGCCUCGGACCUGUCGGCCCGCCGGCACCGCCGCUUCGAGCGGACGCUCAACACCAACGUGUUCACGUCGGCGGAGGAGCUGGAGCGCGCCCAGCGGCUGGAGGAGCGGGAGCGGAUCAUUCGCGAGAUCUGGAUGAACGGGCAGCCCGACUUCCCCGGGACGCGCAGCCUCAACCGCUACUACUAGCGCUAACUAACACCGCCGCCGACAAACGCUUUCCUCUCCGACACAACUUCACAAGUUCAGCGGUUACUGAAAUGCUUGAAAACGCGUUAAAAGAGACAUGAAAAGUGCAAUAUUUGCUCAAAUUCAUUGCUCACAUUGAAAAACAGCGCAUUGUUGUUAUAUUGGAUGGAAGAGUCGCUGAGGUUUUGCCCUUGUCGGAUCUGUUGAGACUGAUUCACAGAUGGACAUUAAGAGGUUGUGCGACCUCCCCCUCCCCCUCCCCCACUCUACAGUGCUAAACUCCUCUGCACCUGAAUCAGGACGAUCAGUGUGGUGGUGUGAGGAACAGGGGCUGUUUCAGAUCUGCCCAGUCAAACUACUCCGUCUUUAUUCCAUAGGAAGAGGAGUCUAUGCAAUCUCUACCCAACCAGCCCAGUUCUGAAGGGGGCUACAAGGCACAGCAUUAACACAGUGACCACAGAGGGGAGAGGCCAUGAGAGAGCAACAUUGAAAUCGCUCUGUCUGGAGAGCUUUGGUCCAUUAGAAAGACAUUUUUCUUACAGAAGGACAUUUUAAAGAAUAUGAGAAGAAAAUGAUAGACUGGUAACUGGUAGCCCAACUGGAGGCAUUUACAAAAACUACUACAAGACAGCCCAAUUAAAAAUGUG
Messenger RNA from Megalops cyprinoides (Indo-Pacific tarpon), 1179 nucleotides. Its product is annotated as protein eva-1 homolog A-like. The transcript is spliced from 2 exons. Bases 26 to 532 code for a protein of 168 amino acids. The record is from RefSeq and is a predicted model, not a curated record. Lineage: Eukaryota; Metazoa; Chordata; Actinopteri; Elopiformes; Megalopidae.